Molecule: messenger RNA, 315 nt
Organism: Aspergillus melleus
Lineage: Eukaryota; Fungi; Ascomycota; Eurotiomycetes; Eurotiales; Aspergillaceae
Exons: 1
Coding region: 1-315 (104 amino acids)
Source: RefSeq, a predicted model, not a curated record
AUGGGGAUGAAUAAUGCAGAUCUCUCGCAACAAGCUCAGAACUUGAUGGCCAAGUUAGCAGAAGUUAAGAAACAGCAGCCGGCUACCAAAGAUCAACCUCUCGAUCUUACCGAGAGGAAGCCUGGCAACGCACCUGUCGCCGACGAGCCUGUCGCUAAUUCCCCCAUCAAAGAGGAAAUGAGCCGCAGUCCUUCUCCCUCUCGUCGUCGCCAGUAUAGCCGUUCUAGCAGCUACACCCGACGCCCUCGACUCCAUCGCCACUAUGUCUUUACUUCGUCUGAAAGAUCCCAUUCACGUAGACGUUCUCGCUCCUGA